CAUAACCCAGCUCAGCAGGGGAGAGAUGAGGGCUGGCAUUUGCUAGUGUUAUGUUUUCCCACCUGGGGAUAUCAGCUGCCUGCCAAUAAAUAGGGGGCUCAGCCGUGGCUCCUGCUCAUACACAGCUUGCCUCUCUUCUUGAGCUCUGCAGUGAGCUUAGCUUGGAAGGGCUACAGGGGAGGAAAGAGACAGAAGCAUGCAAGCUGUGCUGCUCAGCCUUCUAGGGCUGGCCCUGCUCCGUGCUCUCCAUGGACAGGAGGAAGUCCCUGUGCAACCUGACUUUCAGCUGGAGAAGUUCACAGGGAAGUGGUACAGCAUCGGCCUGGCCUCCAGCUCCAGGUGGUUCAAGGAGAAGAAGCAGGUGCUGAGGAUGUGCACCACGGUCAUCAUGCCCUCAGCAGACGGAAACCUGGAUAUCACCUCCACCUACCCCAAGCUUGAUAAAUGUGAGAAGAGGAACAGUCUUUUCAUCAAGACAGACCAGCCAGGUCGAUUCAGCUAUACCAGCCCACGUUCGGGUAGCCAGCAUGACAUCCGUGUGGUGGAGACCAACUACAACGAGUAUGCCCUGCUGCAUACCAAGAUGCUCAAGGGCACCGACUCCUUCACCAUGGUGACUCUCUAUGGCAGAACUAAGGAACUGAACCCUGAAUUGCUUGAGAAGUUCUCCCAGUUCUCCAUGGUGCAGGGGCUCCCAGAGGAUGCUAUUCUCCUCCUGCCAAAAACUGACAAAUGCAUGACGGAUGCUGCAUAGGCAGAGGCUGUAAGACACCAUUCUAGGUUUUCUUCAGAGAAAGUGACAUGCUGACUGACCAGCCAGGUCCUCCCCAAAUAGCUGUAGUAGUCUCACGCCCUUCUGGGCUAAUGCUUCUGUGUAUAACAACUCCUCUCAAGUAAAAUUGAAAUGUAAAACACCAA
Molecule: messenger RNA, 918 nt
Organism: Pelodiscus sinensis (Chinese soft-shelled turtle)
Lineage: Eukaryota; Metazoa; Chordata; Testudines; Trionychidae
Product: lipocalin-like
Molecular function (GO): small molecule binding
Source: RefSeq, a predicted model, not a curated record